AUGGCCGCCGAACCGCCCGAAGAUGCGAUCGCGAACUUCGUGAGCUUCACCAGCACCACGCGAGAGCAAGCGAUCAUCUUUCUGAAGGCAAACAACUUGGAUUCUCAGAAAGCUAUAAACGCCUAUUUCGAAGAUCCGACAGGGUCCCAACUAAAGAUCUCUCACCUCGACUCACUUCUCUCAUCUUCAGCUCAAGGAUACGGCCAUCAAGAAUACGCAUCCCGAAUCCCUGCCACCGCUCCUCCCUCUCGUCCACCGUCUCGAGUAAACACACCCGGAAUCACCGAGGCCACGAGGAUCGAAAAUAGCCCAGUGACAGCUGCCCAGGGCAGUGAUACUGGCGCUGCUGCACCUCCUGCAACAGGACUUACUCUCGCUGAGCGUGAAGAGCAACAACUUCAACAGGCUGUCGCAAUGUCUUUGGGGCAGGGUAUUGGACAGCAGGAAAUGGGAAUCGCAAAUACAGCCGAAAACCAACCUGAACCUCACUUUGGAAAAGCCACCCGUGCCCACUACGAUGAGGCAGACUGGGGGAUGACCCUCUUCAAUGAGACCGCCCAAGAAGUCGUCCUUGACCCGGAACCAGAGGACCGCGCUAGGGUGGAGGGUGAGCCUGCAUUUCUCCGACCUACCAACGACAACCUCUACCUGGGGGGUUAUCUUACAAUUCUGCAUGAAAUUCCCCUGGCUCGCGAGGCCUUACUGCUCCGGAACAAAGUGCUAUUCGAUUAUGGACAGGAGUCUCAGUGGUGGAAUGGGCAAUCUAUCAACCUCCCUAAAAUCGUGACGAUCCACGACCAGGCGAGUGAGAACAACGAUUGGGACGAUAUUCUCUAUGAGACGCAACGCCUGAUGGCAUUCUUGGAUUCGACUAAACGAUCAUAUGGAAGCGCCGAUGCUCUCGCGAGCCUGAAUGAUAUUCGCUCGCUCUCGUCUGACUCGGAAGAAAUUGUUGCGAGAUUUCUGGAGACCUGGCACGCGGCGGCGAUCAAGGCCGCUCCUGACAGCCCCCUCGCUACAGCGUUCAUGUCGCACGCAUACAAACGAACACCAUUUGACGAUGGGGAUGACGAGACUGUCUCAAAAGAGCUUUUUGUCUUCGAGCCCAUCAUUGAGCAGGAAAUCGAUCAGACCCUCUAUGACGUCUUGGAUACUGCUAUCUGGAGUGAUCAGCCCGGCGAACCACUUGACGACGUCUGGCUCGAGCACGUGGGCGACAUCGUCACCAUGAAACUGGACUCAUUCAACAACGCCAAGUCGGUGAACAUCCAAAUUCCAGCCACUUUCUAUCCGGAUCGCUAUUUGAGCAGCUGCAGAGAACUUGCACAUGAGCUUCGGUCUAGGAGACUGGUAGUCCAGGACGAAAUUCGAGGGCUUGAGAAACUCAUGGCGCAUUACACUGCUCCACAGAGCUUCAUUGGUGGUAUGGGCCUCCCGGAGCUUCUCAAAAACGCGGCGGCUUCUAUUCCUGUCGCUCUCACGGGAGGUUCGAUGGAAUACAUUGAGGGCGACGAUUUAAUCGAGCUAGAGUCUGCGGCAGAAAAGUCGGAUAGGAUCUCGCAAGAGCUUUUACGUAUCUCUCAACGCAUUGAUUUGAAACUCCGAGAUCUGCAAGCCCAAAAGGAAAAAGCUAUGGAAAUGUUGCGCAACCACUCAAAGAUACUGACUGAAGCACCGGAAGCCCCUGGCGAGCCGCCCGUCUGCCGUUAUAGUUUGCGUGGCGUAUGCACCGAGCCCCAUGUCACAUAUGUUCUCAAACGCGCCGAGACUGGACAUCCCGCGGGUGGUCAGCAGCAGACUACGGGUGAUCAGUGGUGGAGGAUCAGCUACUCUAUUAAAGAUGGAAAGACCCGCCAAGAUGCGAAGCAGAGGACUCAAGAACAUGCCACGGCGACCCAGCCUGGAGAUACCUUUGGUUACACCGCUACCAAAGUUUGCGAGAUUGAGGUGCUACGAGCUGCUCGCGAGGAGUGGAGAUCCGUUCUUUUGGUGUAUGCGAGUGAUGCCGCCAUCAAUGCCCCGAUCGAUCCUGCGCCUACUCAACUCCGUAGCUUCGUGGACAAGGACAACGAAGUUUUCGCCCAUGAAUGCGAACAAAGCAUCACAAAUUGUUCCACUGCAACCGAUCAGCACUCGAUCCAACCGAGUAAUCUGGAGAAGCAGCAGCAGCAGCAGAUGAAGCCACCGCCACCGCCGCCCCGGCCCGCGCAGCAGGUAAACGUCUUUGAUUAUCAAGUCUCGAAUUUCGGUAAUGACAGUGAUUAUGAACAGGAAAUGCAAGAGAAGGGAGGCUCCAAGUUGCUAGGUUCUAUGGCUGAAAGCAAGGCGGGAGAUUUCUCUCGCGCUCUUGACGAUGACACUGAAUGGCACGUCGAGGGAGAACCAGAGAUGGGUGAGCACAUCGAGCAUGCUGCGGACAGGCCUGAUCCGGCGUGA
Molecule: messenger RNA, 2436 nt
Organism: Penicillium diatomitis
Lineage: Eukaryota; Fungi; Ascomycota; Eurotiomycetes; Eurotiales; Aspergillaceae
Product: ubiquitin-associated-like domain-containing protein
Exons: 6
Coding region: 1-2436 (811 amino acids)
Biological process (GO): protein deubiquitination
Cellular component (GO): cytosol; nucleus
Molecular function (GO): protein binding
Source: RefSeq, a predicted model, not a curated record